UGUAGUAGACACUGCGUCUCUGCUUCAGUACACAUGUGUUCGCCAUGAGACUGGUAUUUCCGAACCCAGGACUGGAUCUCCGGAUCCCUAACUAUGAGGAUCUAGACAGGAAGGAGAAGGAGGAGGCUGGUGACAGGCCCAAGUGGGACAACAAAGCCCAGUACUUCCUAACCUGUGUGGGCUUCUGCAUUGGGCUUGGCAACGUGUGGCGAUUCCCUUACUUGUGUCAAAGUCAUGGAGGAGGUGCCUUUUUGAUUCCCUACCUGAUCCUGCUGGUGUUGGAGGGAAUGCCUCUUCUGCUGAUGGAGUUUGCCAUCGGCCAGCGUCUCAGGAAAGGCAGCGUGGGAGUGUGGAGGGCCAUCAGCCCUUAUCUGACUGGUAUUGGUAUAGCCUCCAUGCUGGUAUCCUUUUUGGUUGGACUAUACUACAACACCUUAAUAGCCUGGAUAUUGUGGUAUCUCUUCAAUUCCUUUCAAGACCCACUGCCCUGGGCCCAGUGUCCUCUCAAUGACAAUAGGACAGGAUUUGUAUCUGAGUGUCAACAGAGCUCCACCAUAGAUUAUUUCUUUUACCGAGUGACUCUGAAUAGUUCGGCCUCUAUAGCUGACUCUGGAGGAAUCCACUGGCCCAUAGUCGUCUGCCUGUUAGCUGCCUGGACAAUAAUCGCUAUCUGCUGUAUAAGGGGCAUCGGCACUUCAGGCAAGGUUUUGUAUGUCCCAGCCAUCCUGCCGUACAUAUUGCUGGCCAUCUACCUGAUCCGUGGACUGACUCUUAAAGGAGCCCUGAGUGGAAUAAAGUUCCUCUUCACACCAGACGUGGAGGAGUUGAUGAAACCAACAACUUGGCUGGAUGCAGGUGCCCAGGUCUUUUAUUCCUUUGGUUUGGCAUGGGGAGGCCUCAUCUCCUUCUCAAGCUACAACCCUGUUCACAACAACUGUAUGCAAGAUGCUGUGAUCCUGUCGGCAGUAACUGGCCUCACCUCAAUCUAUGCUGCCACAGUCACCUACACCAUCAUUGGCUUCAGGGCCACUGAGAAAUAUGACAACUGUAUCAAUGAAAACAUCAUGACAUUAUUAAACGCAUUUGAACUUCCUGAAGAUAACAUCACUACGAGCAACUAUGAGGAAGUGUUCAAUCAUUUCAACAGCUCCUAUCCUGACACUGUUCUUGGAUUGGACAUCAAAACCUGUGACAUGCACAAACUCCUCAGCGAGGGAGUGGAGGGAACAGGUUUGGCCUUUAUUGUGUUUACAGAAGCCAUCACCAAGAUGCCUGGCUCUCCAGCGUGGUCUGUCCUAUUUUUCAUCAUGCUUCUCUGCUUGGGGGUCUCGACCCUGUUUGGCAACAUUGAAGGAGUGGUGGUACCCUUGAAAGACCUGAACGUAUUCCCUAAAAAAUGGCCCCACGAAGUACUGACUGGAACAACAUGUGUUGUCGCCUUCCUCAUCUCCCUCCUGUUUGCGCAACACUCAGGGCUUUAUUGGGUAACUCUCUUUGACACCUUUGCUGGAUCUGUUCCACUUCUGACCAUUGGAUUGCUUGAGAUGAUAGCUGUCGUGUACAUCUACGGCAUAGACAGGUUCAAUGAGGAUUUGAAGUUCAUGGUCGGACGUAAGCCCUCCAUCUUCUGGCAGGUUUCAUGGAGGUUCAUCAGUCCUCUAAUCGUCCUGGUUAUUUUGGUUUUCUACCUGGUGACCCAAGCCCAAGAGGAGCUCACCUAUUUAGUCUGGGACCCCAACUCUGAGGAGUUUCCAUCUCUGGCAUCAGUACCGUACCCUUCAUGGGUAGGUGCAGUCAUAUUUCUUUUGGCAGGAGUCCCCAGCCUGGCAGGGCCUGUGUUUGCAUUAUGUCGACUGCUCUUUGUUUGCUGCAAGAAAAAAAUUGUAUCCUGAGAAAAAAUUUGCCAAAUUUCCUAAAAUGUUUUAAGUCAUACAUUUCAGAGUACAACAAUUUGCAAGGUUAUUUAAUUUGCCUUCUUAAAGUCAAUUAACAUCACAAGAAUUCCAAUGUUUUAUAUGAAUGCACGGGUAUGUUUAAAUGCACAAUGCUGAUGUUUUAGUGACGCACUUCAGUAACAUACUCUGAAUUUCUGCUCAUAUUUUGUAGUUAUAUGGCUGCUGUAUAAAUAAACUUACUCAUUGCACAGAUUUCUCGUUCCAUUGGACAACAUUAGUUUUCGAUCCAUACAUGCUUUUUACCUGCCUAUGCUAUUUAUAGAGGGGCAUAUUGGUUUGUAAAUGUAUAGUUUACUUGUAAGUUUUGCUGUUGAAAUCAUUUUUGUCUCAGUGUAAUAUAAUUUUGACUAAAUAACUUUACAAGCCUUGGAUUUUUGUGCUCUUAUUUUAUAUUAUUUUUUAAAUUUGCUCUACCUUGAUGUAUUUGAGUGAAAAUAAAAGUUGAAUAAGUGAAAACUAUAGGAAAUACCCUCCAGUAUUUAAAAAAAUGUCUGCCUAUCAAAAGAAACAAAAUUACAGCAAAUAAAAUCUUUUAUGAA
This is a messenger RNA of Seriola dumerili (greater amberjack), 2494 nucleotides long. RefSeq names its product sodium-dependent neutral amino acid transporter B(0)AT1-like. Gene Ontology annotation, biological process: sodium ion transmembrane transport. The transcript has 12 exons. The record is from RefSeq and is a predicted model, not a curated record. Gene Ontology annotation, cellular component: membrane. Lineage: Eukaryota; Metazoa; Chordata; Actinopteri; Carangiformes; Carangidae. The coding region runs from base 45 to 1892 and encodes 615 amino acids.